AAUUGAUUGGGCUGAUCCAGGCUAGCUAGCUACCUUCAUUUCUUGAAUACCUAGCCAGCUCUCUAUUAUUCUUCCUGAAAAUAAUUAGCAGUUCUUUUAGCUUCACACACACAUCAUAAAUAUGGAAGAAAUACGUGAAGUUGCUUUAGCAUACUAUGACAAUUGCACACCAGAACUUCGGGGUAAGACAUGGGAGUUCUUUCAAUCCAUGGAUACGAACGGCGAUCACCGAAUCAGUGCCAGGGAGUUCAAUGAAUUCCUCCGUCAGACCGGUUACAACACGAUCAUUACUGACCCAGAAUUAUUUGCAAGGCUUGACCGCAACGGUGACUCCGGGCUGGAUUUCGAUGAAGUACUCACUUUCUACUAUAUCAUUAAAACUGAGUACGUCCGGUGCCGAGGCUGCAACAAGUACCUUUCCGGGCUCUAUUUUACUUGCUUCGAAUGCUUUGAGGCAGCCAAUCCCUCCACUUUUGAUCUAUGUGAUGCUUGUCAUCGCAGUAGCAAUUUUACUCACCACCACAGUGACCACACACUCUUCUUGGAGAACCACAUAUUGCUAUACUACAAAAGAGGACCAGAUGACAGCAUGGCAAUGGAAUAUCUAUAUGCACAAGCUUUAGAGUACUAUGAUAAAGCAACUCCAGAGCUUAAGAGAUCAGUGAUGUCUUUCUUUCAAUCCAUGGUUACACACGGUGCAAACCAAGUCAGCCUCUCUGUGUUCAACGAUUUCCUCAAGCAAAAUUACUACGACUGGAUUUUUAAUGAUCCACUCUUGUUCCAGAAACUCGACCGCAACCGUGAUGGCGGCCUCGAUUUCUGGGAAUUGCUCACCUUCUACUACAUCAUCCACACAAGGUACUUCAAUUGCCGAGAAUGUCAGGUAUACCUUGGCGGGCUGUAUUUUACCUGCGUUGCUUGCUUUGAGGGAGGAGCUCAUUAUCGUCGUCAUCAUCAUUCUGAUCUCGGCACCUAUAAUCUAUGUGCUGCCUGCUAUCGCAGUAGGAAUUUCGUCUCUCAACACCCGCACCACACCUUCUUCUUGGAUAACCACAUAUUGCUGCGCUCCAAAAGGGGUCUUCCUCCUUAUGCUACACCAAGUCUGGUAAGCGCUCCAAAACCUCUGGUGGUUUAUAAUAAUUAUUAUUUUAUUAAUAAUAAUUACCACCUUCCAGCUGUGCAGCCUGUACCUCCAAAGCAGAGUUGGCUAUCGUCACUCAAACUAUUAGAGGUGGCCCUGGCUGGUGCAAACUUGGCUGCUAAUUGUUCGAUUAUGUAA
Messenger RNA from Rosa chinensis, 1279 nucleotides. RefSeq lists its product as uncharacterized. The transcript is spliced from 4 exons. NCBI's taxonomy places the organism in Eukaryota, Viridiplantae, Streptophyta, Magnoliopsida, Rosales, Rosaceae. The record is from RefSeq and is a predicted model, not a curated record. Gene Ontology annotation, molecular function: calcium ion binding. Bases 122 to 1279 code for a protein of 385 amino acids.